CCAGAGCGAGGAUGAGGAAGGCUGUCUGCGCUCCUCUCUGAUGCAGAUUCAGCCUGAACGUGCCCACUGUCAACAUGGCAAAGCGGUGGUCCGCGUUGCCCACUUCUAACAUGGCGGCGCUCAGCCCGGUCCGCUCAUUGACUCUCGUGUUCCUGGUGGUCAGCGCCUGUCCCGCGCGCUGCUUUCACGCCAGAGAGGUGGCGAUGGAGGAGGAGACCGUCAUCAUCGGCCUCAGGCUGGAGGACACGGACGACGUGUCGUUUAUGGACAGGGGCUACCUGCGCGUAAGCGAGCGCUCGCGCGUCAAGCUGCGCGUUUACGGGCAAAACAUCAACAACGAGACUUGGUCCAAGAUCGCGUUCACGGAGCACGAGCGCGCCGCCGACAGCUACGGUUACGCGCCCGGUUUGCACCCCUGCGGCAUCCGCUCGAGCGACAUCAUCAUCCUUCCGAACGUGGAAGUGAACCGCAGGACGUCCGGCGUGAUCGAGAUCGACGUGAAGCCGCUGCGCAAGACCGAGAAGAGCAAGGUGUACUACCUGUGCAUCGCCACGCAGGACGACGACGCGCGUCCAGAGAGCAGCUGGGUGUACCACGACGGCCACGACACCAAGGUGCUGGUGGUGGAGGAGAAGAAGUUCCUGCUGCCCUUCUGGCUGCAGGUGAUCUUCAUUGCCAUGCUACUGUGCCUGUCCGGCAUGUUCAGCGGCCUCAACCUGGGACUCAUGGCACUGGACCCCAUGGAGCUCAGGAUCGUCCAGAACUGCGGGACGGAGAGGGAGAAGAACUACGCCAAGAAGAUCGAGCCUGUGCGAAGUCAGGGAAACUACCUUCUGUGUUCCCUUCUUUUGGGAAACGUUCUCGUGAACACCACUCUGACCAUUCUGCUGGACGACAUUGCAGGGUCUGGCUUGAUUGCGGUGGUGGUGUCCACCAUUGGGAUUGUCAUAUUCGGAGAGAUCGUGCCACAGGCCAUCUGUUCGAGACAUGGGCUUGCUGUUGGGGCAAACACCAUAUUCUUGACUAAGUUCUUUAUGAUCCUUACUUUUCCUGCUUCUUAUCCAGUCAGUAAGCUUUUGGACCACGUGCUGGGGCAGGAGAUCGGGACCGUGUAUAACCGAGAGAAGCUUCUUGAGAUGCUCAGGGUUACAGACCCAUAUAAUGACUUGGUGAAAGAGGAGCUCAAUAUCAUCCAGGGAGCUCUGGAGCUGAGGACUAAAACCGUGGAGGAUGUGAUGACCCCUCUUCGUGACUGCUUCAUGAUCACCGCUGAUGCCAUCCUGGACUUCAACACCAUGUCUGAGAUCAUGGAGAGUGGCUACACUCGCAUCCCGGUUUUUGAAGGAGAGAGGUGUAACAUAGUCGAUCUGCUGUUUGUGAAGGACUUGGCGUUUGUGGAUCCAGAUGACUGCACCCCACUGAAAACCAUCACCAAGUUCUACAGCCACCCUUUGCAUUUUGUCUUCAAUGAUACUAAGCUGGAUGCCAUGCUGGAGGAGUUCAAGAAAGGUAAAUCCCAUCUGGCUAUUGUCCAGCGAGUGAACAAUGAAGGGGAGGGAGACCCUUUCUAUGAGGUUCUGGGCAUUGUCACAUUAGAGGAUGUCAUUGAGGAGAUCAUUAAGUCUGAGAUUCUGGAUGAGACUGAUUUGUACACUGACAACAAGACGAAAAAGAAGAUAGCUCAUCGGGAGAGGAAGCAAGAUUUCUCUGUUUUCAAGCCAACAGACAACGAUCUUGGGAUCAAAAUAUCACCACAGCUUCUCCUGGCGACCCUGCGGUUCCUAGCAACUGAGGUAGAGCCGUUUGGACCUGCUCAAAUGUCAGAGAAAAUCCUCCUGCGCUUGCUCAAACAUCCCAACGUCAUCCAAGAGCUCAAAUAUGAUGACAAGAACAAGAAAAUGUUAGAGCAUUAUCUCUUUCAUCGCAACAAGCCUGUGGAUUACUUCAUCCUCAUCCUACAGGGGAAGGUGGAGGUUGAGGCUGGCAAGGAGGGGAUGAAGUUUAAAGCAGGGCCAUUUUCCUAUUAUGGAAUGAUGGCCUUAACAUCAUCACCAGGUCUGUGUAAUGGAGCAACACAAACACACACAACACAAAUGACCUUAGAACUUUUUGUUUGCUACACAGAGAAUAAGUCACCUCCACGACCUUUUGGACUCAACCACUCGGACUCUGUGAACCGCAAUGACCGCAUGGAAGCUCUCACACCAACCCUCGGCAGCAGCAACAACCAGCUCAAUGCCUUCCUGCAGAUCUAUGUGCCGGACUACUCUGUCAGAGCAGCCUCUGAUUUGCUCUACAUUAAGGUGACCCGGCAGCAGUAUCAGAACGCUCUCAUGGCAUCCCGCAUGGACAAGACGCCACAGUCUACUGACAGCGAGUUCACUAAGAUAGAACUCACACUGACUGAACACCAGGACGGACCAGGAGGCGAGUCAGCUUCACUGCUGAUCCAGCAGCAGAACUCCACCAGUGCGCAUAAACCCAACCACACUGCACACAGUGAUGGAGCUAUCUAAAGGAUAUGAGAGAGCUCUGUUCUCUGAGUUGUUGAGCAGUUGGGAAGCUUUCACAGGGCAGCUUCUCCAGGAUAAAAUGAACCCUCUGAUUUUCUACUUUUUAUCACAAACUUUCCAAGGGACAGAGGGCACAGUAAAAUAUUACAUACCACACUGUGGGACGUGCUACUAUUGCGGGCAUUAGCAGAACUAGGACCGACCACCCUCCUCUUACUCACUCAGCCACAUUCUAAUCAGAACUCACUCACAUCCAGCAAUAGAGAAACAAUAAGAGUCUCAAAAUGGCCAUAGCACUGUCCACUGUCACUUCUAUUGAAGGCCGGUGAGGAAUGAAAAAUGAAAAUGUAGUGCGUUAUAAUGCAGUAUUAAUGUGAGGUCUCAUCAUCCAAUGACAUACUGAGUUAACAGGAGUGGGGCUCAUUUGUCAUUUGGGUGUGCGAAGAUCACAUUUUAAAAGGAACAGCAAAUCUAGUUUGGCAUUAAUCAAAGUUUUCUUACCUCAGUUCUUUGGUUAGAACAAAAGCUACGAGUGUAAGCAAUGUAGGCAUGACGGGCAUGUUUUAAUUAACGUGAUAUUUGAUAGGGUUAAUUUAUGAGCUUAGAAAA
Colossoma macropomum (tambaqui) is the source of this 3122-nucleotide messenger RNA. RefSeq names its product cyclin and CBS domain divalent metal cation transport mediator 2a (gene cnnm2a). The record is from RefSeq and is a predicted model, not a curated record. Gene Ontology annotation, biological process: transport; magnesium ion homeostasis. The transcript has 7 exons. Gene Ontology annotation, cellular component: plasma membrane. NCBI's taxonomy places the organism in Eukaryota, Metazoa, Chordata, Actinopteri, Characiformes, Serrasalmidae. Gene Ontology annotation, molecular function: magnesium ion transmembrane transporter activity. Bases 75 to 2516 code for a protein of 813 amino acids.